GCAUAUCAGCUUCUCGUAGCUUCCUACAAACCGGAUACCAGCGAUACUGGAGCCAUUCAAACUCUCAAGUUGAGCUUAGGGUUAACCAGCGACAAUAGCUCGAAUACCCUUAAAAUCGUCCACGAAAAUCAUGAUUGUGGUAGCCAACCUACUUGGCUCGACAUAUCUCUCGGUAACAACCUGGUCGCCUGCUUGGAUGAAGCUGCCUCUUCAUUACAUGAUGGCCUGAUCAUAUUUAAAAUCAAGCUUGAUGGUAGUCUUGAAAAGGUCUCUAGUACUAGUGUAUUUGGUGGACCCGUGUCUAUGAUUACCUACAACAAUAAGUCGGCUGUGGCACUGGCCCAUUACUCGCCACCAUCAAUUUCAACGUUUACAGUCAACCCCAACAAAUCAUACACACCCUUGCAGAACUUCACGUUCAGCCUGCCGCUGGAUCCAACUAUUGUCUCGUCAACAAAGUCCCUUAUCCAUCAAGCAGUGCUUGAUCCUACAGGACAAUAUGUAGUCUUUCCAGAUCUUGGUGCGGACCUGAUUCGUGUCUAUUGUAUCGAUCCCGGAAAUGGAAUGCUCACUGAACAUACACCACUCCAGUCAAAGCGCGGAUACGGCCCCAGACAUGCAACUUUUUGGUCUUCUGGCGAUGCGAGUAGCAUAUACAUGUUCGUAAUCCACGAGUUAAGUAACAAGAUACUUAGUUACGAAGUGGGCUACCCAGAAUUAGGUGGGCUUACAUUCUAUGAAACCGACGAAGUUAGCACAUAUGGGGAUCGCGAAGUUCCCAUCGGGUCGAAAGCCGCCGAGUUACUUCUCUCACCAGACAACAACUAUUUGGUCGUGUCUAAUCGAAACGGAUCUAUGUUUGAUGCUCCAAACCCAGAUCCAAACAACAGCACCACACUCCCGAGUGACUCACUUGCGACGUUCAGGUUAUCUGUAGCUGGAAAGUUAACCUUUGUCCAAUUAGCACCAACUGGUGGGAGCUUUCCUCGCCACUUUAGCAUGAAUAAUGACGGGUCAUUGAUUGCAGUCGCCAACCAGAAUACAUUUAACGUGAAUGUAUAUUCACGAAAUGUUGAAACAGGGAUAAUCGAUGAUUUGGUUGCUUCAUCAUCCAAUCUUGGGCCAGGCAGCUUA
Messenger RNA from Cucurbitaria berberidis CBS 394.84, 1134 nucleotides. RefSeq names its product 3-carboxymuconate cyclase. The annotation marks the transcript as partial. The record is from RefSeq and is a predicted model, not a curated record. NCBI's taxonomy places the organism in Eukaryota, Fungi, Ascomycota, Dothideomycetes, Pleosporales, Cucurbitariaceae. Gene Ontology annotation, molecular function: 6-phosphogluconolactonase activity; protein binding. The transcript has 2 exons.